Messenger RNA from Drosophila suzukii, 2116 nucleotides. RefSeq names its product alanine--glyoxylate aminotransferase 2-like. Gene Ontology annotation, molecular function: pyridoxal phosphate binding; transaminase activity. The record is from RefSeq and is a predicted model, not a curated record. NCBI's taxonomy places the organism in Eukaryota, Metazoa, Arthropoda, Insecta, Diptera, Drosophilidae.
ACUUGGUUCGGCAACAAUUUCAAACAAGACGUUAAAGGCGACCGUGCCUGCCAGCGACUGUCCAGGAGUUCAGAAAAUCCUGCCAGGACAUACAGCCCAAACACGCGGUUCAGACUCAAACUAAAGAAAAAUCUCUUUCAUUUUAAAAAGUGCGCGCUUCCUAGCCGAGUUUAAAUAACCAAAAACAAAAUUAAAUAAAUAAAUAUCUUUAAAAUGCCUUUCGCAAACGAGCAACUUAAAGUGGUGGCCAGCGAGCAGCUGAGCAAAUCGGAGACCAUCCAGCUGCGCAACCAGCACAUCGGGCAAGCCUGCCAGCUCUUCUAUCGUUCUGACCCCCUGAAAAUUGUACGCGGCCAAGGUCAAUAUAUGUUCGAUGAGGAGGGCACCCGGUAUCUGGACUGCAUCAACAAUGUUGCUCAUGUGGGUCAUUGUCAUCCUGAGGUAGUUCGUGCUGGAGCCCUGCAGAUGGCCACUAUCUCGACCAACAACCGCUUUCUCCACGACGAGCUGGUCCAAUGUGCCCGUACUCUGACCAGCAAAAUGCCGGAGCCAUUGUCCGUGUGCUUCUUUGUCAAUUCCGGAUCGGAGGCCAAUGACCUGGCCCUUCGUCUGGCCCGUAACUUUACAAAGCGCCAGGAUGUUAUCACUCUCGACCAUGCCUACCAUGGUCACUUGCAGUCGGUGAUGGAGGUGUCUCCGUACAAGUUCAACCAACCUGGUGGCGAGGUCAAGCCCGACUACGUCCAUGUGGCUCCCUGCCCGGAUAUCUAUGGCGGCAAGUUCACCGACAAGAUGUAUCCGAAUGCGGACAUGGGUGCUCUGUAUGCCCAGCCCAUUGAGGAGAUCUGCCAGAAGCAGUUGGCCAAGGGCCAGGGUGUGGCGGCCUUCAUUGCCGAGAGUCUCCAAAGCUGUGGUGGUCAGAUUUUGCCACCAGCUGGAUAUUUCCAGGCCGUAUAUGAGGCAGUACGCUCCGCCGGUGGCGUUUGCAUCGCCGAUGAAGUCCAGGUGGGAUUCGGACGCGUGGGCAGCCACUACUGGGCCUUUGAGACCCAGAACGUCAUCCCCGACAUCGUGUGCGUGGCCAAGCCCAUGGGCAACGGUCAUCCGGUGGGUGCAGUGGUCACCACCCCGGAAAUCGCCAAGGCCUUCCAUGCCACCGGAGUGGCCUACUUCAAUACCUAUGGCGGCAAUCCGGUGUCCUGUGCGAUCGCCAAUGCCGUGAUGCGUGUCAUCGAUCAGGAGGGUCUGCAGGAGAAUGCUCUGGUCCUGGGAGAUUAUCUCUUGGAGCAGUGCAAUCGGCUGAAGCAGGACUUUGAAUGCAUCGGUGAUGUACGUGGCGCAGGACUCUUUGUGGGCAUCGAGCUGGUUCAGUCGCGGGAGGAGCGGAUUCCGGACAAGAAGGCCGCCCACUGGGUGGUUAACCGGAUGAAGCAGCUGCACCGGGUGCUCGUCUCCUCCGACGGUCCCAACGACAACGUGAUCAAGCUAAAGCCUCCGAUGUGCUUCAGCCGGGAGAAUGCCGAUGAGUUCCUCUUGGCCUUCAGGGAGUGCCUGACCGCCGUGAUGCAGGAUCGACUGGCCACUGCCGCCUCCGCCGCCAUGGCUGCCACCAGUGGCGUCAUCGCCACCGCCGCCGAAACGCUGGCCAACAAGACGAAACUCUUCGAGCGGCAGGAUCGCCUCAUCAAGUCCGUCUGAGGCAGUGCCUGCUGGUUGGCCAAUGCCACCAUCAGUACCACCAAUGCCUCUCCGCCCGGGCACAAAAUAGCUUUAGCCACCAAGGAUAUUUAAAUUAUUCCAUGAUCCCCUUAAUGUCCUUUUGUCCCUGGUCCAUUUAGCAUUGACCCCCCUAUUCUCUCAAAAAUUUGGAUUUGUUUAGCUGUAAUGCCAAAAUUUUAAUUUGAUUAGCAUUAGUGCCAUUUAUCCGUAAUCUACAUAUAUAUAUUUUACGCUGUAUAACCAUUAUUCUGUACGUCAAGUAUCUUCUAGUAUCUAGAAACGUAGGGAGCCCCACACGAAUUUCUUCCAUUGUAAUAUGUAUAUAUACAGUUUUGAUUAUAUUAAGUAUAUUAUGUUUAAAAAAAAUGUUAUUAAAAAAGUUACGUAUAUUUUGUAA